Racocetra persica is the source of this 207-nucleotide messenger RNA. Lineage: Eukaryota; Fungi; Glomeromycota; Glomeromycetes; Diversisporales; Gigasporaceae. The record is from the annotation of a GenBank genome assembly.
AUGCCGGGAGUCAUAGUUGAAGAUCUAUUUCACCAGCAAACGAACGUUCUCACCGCUGCUCAAGAAGUUCUAAUGAACAAAAGGAUAAAGCUUUGCGGCAAAAAGUUUUUACUAAUAGAGCUAUUGAAUUAUUAUGUGUCUAACAAAGAAUUUAUAUUAAUAGAAAUUACUCUUUUAACAACUACAGUGCAAAGUCUGAUUAAUGAA